Trametes versicolor FP-101664 SS1 is the source of this 3052-nucleotide messenger RNA. RefSeq names its product alpha-glucosidase. Gene Ontology annotation, biological process: carbohydrate metabolic process. Gene Ontology annotation, molecular function: carbohydrate binding; hydrolase activity, hydrolyzing O-glycosyl compounds. The transcript has 12 exons. NCBI's taxonomy places the organism in Eukaryota, Fungi, Basidiomycota, Agaricomycetes, Polyporales, Polyporaceae. Bases 215 to 2905 code for a protein of 896 amino acids. The record is from RefSeq and is a predicted model, not a curated record.
AUCAGAAGCGAGCAUGCGCUCGCUCGCGCUCACCCGCGUCACAUGGACCCCCUCUUCGGUCAAGUGAGCCCAGCACAAGCAGAGCGACGUCGGACGAUGCGAAUAGGGAAGCCAAGAGGCCUGCCGCGAUGCCCGACGUCAGCGUCCUGCGACGCGUUAUAAACGACGGUGUCACCGCUCGGGUUCUCUCGUACGAACGUGCACCUUCCCCACCAUGUUCCUCCGUACACUUCGCGCUGCGCUCCCCUACGCGGUGCUCGGCCAGUUGGCACUUCUGUCGAGCGCGACAGUCACUGACCCCGCCGCCCUCGACGCGUGUCCUGGGUACAAAGCGAAGAACGUGUUCACGUUUGGUCCCAAGCUCACAGCGGACCUCGUCCUCGCCGGGAAGGCUUGCAAUGUCUUCGGAAACGAUAUCGAGAAGCUCAAGCUCGAGGUCACUUACGAGAACAAGGAGCGGAUUCAUGUCAAGAUCACGAAUCCGGCGGAUGCACGCUAUGAAGUGCCCGAAGCUGUCUUCCCCCGGCCACACGCCGACGUCUUCGCGUCGCCGCACAGCGCCGCGAUCCGCUUCAACUACACGGCAUCCCCGUUCUCAUUCUCCAUCUACCGUGCGUCGACGCAUGAAGUUCUCUUCUCGACCGCGUCGCACCCCAUCAUCUUCGAGCCGCAAUACCUGCGCGUGAAGACGAACCUCCCCACGGAAGCGAACAUCUACGGUCUCGGCGAGCACACCGAUAGCUUCCGCCUUCCGACGCACAACUACACGCGCACCAUGUGGUCGCGCGACGCGUACGGGGUACCCCAGGGAUCUAACCUUUACGGCAACCACCCGAUCUACUACGAGCACAGGACCACCGGUACUCAUGGUGUCUUCCUCCUGAACUCGAACGGUAUGGACAUCAAGAUCAACGACACCGAAGGUCUCGGAACGACUCUGGAGUACAACGUCAUCGGAGGUGUUCUCGACUUUUACUUCCUGGCGGGAAGCGAGAGCGAUCCCACCGAGGUGGCGCGUCAAUACGCGGACGUUGCUGGUACGCCCGCGGAGGUGCCGUAUUGGUCCUUCGGCUUCCAUCAGUGCCGGUUUGGGUACCAAAACUUCGUGGACGUCGCGGGUGUCAUCGCGAACUACUCGGCGGCCGGCAUCCCUCUUGAGACGAUGUGGACUGACAUCGACUACAUGUACAAGCGCCGCGUCUUCACUCUCGAUCCGGACUACUUCCCACUGGACAGGAUGCGCGAGAUCGUCGACUACCUUCACAAGCAUGACCAACACUUCAUUCUCAUGACUGACCCGGCUGUUGCGUAUGUGAACGAUGGGACUUACGGGCCCUUCGAUCGUGGUACCAAGGACGAUAUCUUCUUGAAGGCCGCGAACGGCAGCAGUCCGUUCUUGGGCGCAGUUUGGCCCGGUGUGACGGUCUUUCCCGAUUGGUUCAACAAGAAAACUCAGGAUUACUGGAACAACGAGUUCAAGCUGUUCUAUAACCCGGAGACUGGUCUCGACAUUGACGGCGUGUGGAUCGAUAUGAACGAACCUGCCAGCUUCUGCAAUUACCCUUGUACCGACCCCUUCGCGCAGGCUGAGGAGCAGAUCCUCCCUCCUCCGCGUACUACUCUGCCCCCGGCGCACGAUUCUCCCAUCUUCGGCGGUUCCGCGCUUCAGAAGCGCGUAGACCACAGCCACGAUGACGUUCAGAACCCGCCCUACGCCAUCGCGAACUCUGCGGGCACUGGUGCGCUCUCAGACAAGACCGCCUACACCGAUGCUGUCCACGCGAACGGGCUCAUCGAGUACGACACGCACAACUUGUACGGCACUAUGAUGUCGACGGCGACCCGCGACGCGAUGGUGUCGCGCCGCCCUGGCGAGCGCCCGCUCAUCAUCACGCGCUCGACAUUCGCGGGCGCGGGCUCGCGCGUCGGAAAGUGGCUCGGCGACAACUUGAGCGAGUGGGCUCAGCUGCGACAGUCGCUUUCCGGUAUUCUUGGCAUGGCCGGUGUAUACCACAUCCCUAUGGUCGGCGCCGAUAUCUGCGGUUUCGGCGCAAACACCACUGAGACCCUCUGCGCUCGCUGGGCGAUGGUCGGCGCGUUCUACCCCUUCAUGCGCAACCACAACGGCGAUACCUCCAUUUCCCAAGAGUUCUACCGCUGGCCCACAGUCGCCCAGGCCGCGCGCAAUGCGCUCGACGUCCGCUACCGCCUGCUCGACUACAUCUACACCGCCUUCCACACGGCGCACACGAGCGGCACGCCCGUGCUGCACCCGCUCUGGUACCAGUUCCCGAAGGACGCGAACACGUUCGCGAUCGACACGCAGUUCCUCUUUGGGGACUCUAUCCUCGUCUCGCCCGUGCUCGAGGAGAACGCGACGAGCGUGCGCGCGUACUACCCCGACGCGCCCUUUUACGACUUCCACACGCUCGCGAAGACACACGUGCAGGGCGGCGGCUUCGUCGAGCACACGGACGUGAACUUCACCUCGAUCCCGGUCUCGAUCCGCGGCGGCGUCGUGCUGCCUCUGCGCGAGACGGGCGCGCUGACUACUACGGAGCUGCGCAAGACGGACUUUGAGCUUGUCGUCGCGCCCGCGGUGGACGGGACCGCGGCGGGUUCGCUUUACCUCGAUGAUGGCAUUUCAAUCACGCCGAAGACGCAGACGAACGUCGCGUUCGCGUACAAGAAGCAGAAGCUCACCGUGAAGGGCACGUUCGGGCACGCGACGGGGGUCAACGUCGCGCGCGUGCGCUUCCUCGAUGUCGCAAGCGCACCGAAGAGCGUGAAGCUCAACGGGAAGACGGUCGCGAAGAAUGCGAUCGCGUUUGACGCGGCGUCGGGCGUUCUGGACGUCGCGCUGAAGACGCCCUUCAAGAGCGGCUUCACCGUCGAGUUCUCGUAAUCAUCUUGACAUUUUCUGGGUGGAGAGCCUCUGGACUCAUGUAUAAAGUACUUAAACACGCACGCGAUGCUUAUAUCCGCGUAAUGACAUCUGUAGCAUACCAAUGGGAAGCUGCGAUUUUCUAUACCUUGUCAUGGUGUCGUCGGU